CUUGCUCUUUUUAAAUCAUCUUAGCAUCUCACAUUCCGUAUCUCAUGCCAAAACACGUCCCUACAUUCAAGCACCUCCUAUACUCUUCACAGUCACGCACUCCGCAGCAGAGCCAGCCACAGCCAGCACCACAAAGAAGACGGCCAGGGCCUCGAGGCAUCCCUCCCUAUAUCGUUGGAGAAAAUGUAUGGUCUCCAAACACUUCCGGGGGUGUAGAUGCCACCCUGCUCAUGGACCUUGAUCAUGGUGCCAUACACCCCGCUGAGCUCUUGCGUCGAUUUGAACAUUCUCGUUGGGUGGCUUCUCGGACGACGGCAGGACCUGCAGCUCCCCCUUCAUGGCAUGCUGCUACAAGGCUAGCUUCCCGACCAAAGUUGACAACCCAGAUAACACAGGACUACCCGCCUGUUACCACAAACCAACUCGAAGAAGCGUCCUCCUUAUUCACCCAUCGACCAAGGCAGCGGAAAAAACCUAUCCCGCGGCUUUUGGACUUUUGCUUUGAUGUAAUUCUGAGGUAUAUGGAUGAUGAAUCGGUCAUCUAUGCUCCCGAACAUGGAGAAGAGAUUGAACAACAAGAUAAUGAGACAUACUCUAUGGGUCGUCUUUUACGCGAACAAACGACCUAUCUGGAACCGCAUCUCAAAACCGACCUUGUCGACGCUGCAUCCCUUCUCCCAGAAACGUCCAAGCACAUUUCAGACCGCGCAUAUAAAGCUAUGCUGUAUGAUCUUCCUCCCGAUAUAUCCGAGGAAGAAGAUACUGUACAUGAAAAUGACUGGGACACUCCAGAUGUAGACGCCCAUCUCACCCAUCUACCUCUUACCCUUCAUUCUUCUCCUGUUACAUUCCUUCGAAGCGUUCCUUCGGUAUCAUCCCUCACAUCUAUCAACAUUGCAUACUCUAUAAUACCAGAUCUGGAAGGGCUUGUCAACGUACUACCGAAGGGACUGAGAGAGUUGGGGCUGGCAGGGAUCAGUAUCAAGAAUGGAGAGGACAGCGUCAAGAAAGGGUUCAUAAGGCUGGCGCGAAAGCUGAUUGUUCUAAAGGUACUAGACCUUUCGCACCCGCGCUUUUUUCUUCCCGUCUCCACAUUGACGACGUUUCUCCAUCCGGCCGAGACACACCUGCCUUCGCUCAGAAAAUUAGGUAUGCGCGGCGUUCAUUCACAGCAGAUGGCCGGCUCGUUUGGCAUAUCAGCCCUUCCUGGUUCGACGGAUGACGGUCGAAAUCGAGAAAAAGAGGCGAAGCGCGGGAUAGAGAAUAUUAUCAGAGGCGGCGGGAGGACGAGAUGGGUUGAAAUCAUAUGGGGAGACGACGAGGAUCUGUUGUAGUAUGUACAAAUUAGGCGUUGUAUUAGGCAAAUGCAUGUAUUGAG
Messenger RNA from Cryptococcus deneoformans JEC21, 1378 nucleotides. Its product is annotated as expressed protein. The record is from RefSeq and is a predicted model, not a curated record. Bases 45 to 1334 code for a protein of 429 amino acids. Lineage: Eukaryota; Fungi; Basidiomycota; Tremellomycetes; Tremellales; Cryptococcaceae. The transcript is spliced from 3 exons.